Tremella mesenterica DSM 1558 is the source of this 2538-nucleotide messenger RNA. RefSeq lists its product as uncharacterized. The transcript is spliced from 10 exons. The record is from RefSeq and is a predicted model, not a curated record. NCBI's taxonomy places the organism in Eukaryota, Fungi, Basidiomycota, Tremellomycetes, Tremellales, Tremellaceae. Bases 1 to 2538 code for a protein of 845 amino acids. Gene Ontology annotation, biological process: mRNA splicing, via spliceosome. Gene Ontology annotation, cellular component: post-mRNA release spliceosomal complex.
AUGGGAGGGUUUUUGAUCAGGGCCGGGUGUGAGUGGAGACGAGUGAGCGAGGGUCCUUCUUUAUCCGGGGGGACCAUUUACAUCACCGGUAGACCUAUACGAACGGAAGAAGAGCGAGCGGAACGGAAGAGAAGAAAGAAGGGAGCUGAAGAUAGGGAAGAAGACCGACUCCAGGUGGUAGAGGAUGAUUAUGACGCAGGCAUGUGGGUGGAGAAGAGUAUCGAUGGGACUGAGGCUAUCUCAAAUAUACCCACUGCCGAAUCUUUGCUCCUGACAUCUCAUCAAGCCAGUACGAAAGAUCCCCUACAUCCUGUGGUCGCUAGUUCUUCCGAGAGGGAAAGUUGGAUGCUCGAGCCCACUAACACAGCUCCUCCAAUACCCGACACGGGAAUAGCUCGAGAUACCCCUCAUAGCGCAUCUAAUGGGUUAACAGAUGGAUACGGAGAAGAGACUAGUAACGACCGGACAUUUUCCAAUGACGUCGACUUCUUCUCUGAUCUAGGCAAAGUUCAUGAACGAAAGAAUCCAAAAGAGGCUGAAGCCGAGGCGAGCCGUACCAGAGCAGAGAGAUACGAACUCAACACUCAGCUUAAAGAGGGUAAGAAUGUAGACGAGUAUGAAGAGAAGGGUCCGAAGAAGGUUCAGCCCGGAGGACCAGGAUAUCAAUGGAGGAUGAUGAAGCUGAAGAAAUUAUAUGAGCAAGCAACAGAGCAAAGCCGGGAUGUGGAAGAUGUCGCGAUGGAACGAUAUGGCUCAUUGGACGAAUUCCAUGAAGCCGUGGAAGAACGAAGAAUCAUCGAUGAACGUGAACAACGACGUCAGUCUCGUCGGGGAGGAGGUAGUGAAGGAUUCGGAACUCCAAGUACAACAGGUGUUCGUACACCUGAUGCAGGUGGUAGACGAUUCAUGUUCACUUCUGAAGAUACUUUCGGGUCUCGACCAAGUUCGAGAGCUGGGUUCAGACGUCCGGGAGAAGCUGGACAAGAAUUCAAAACUCCAGGAGGAGUCGGACGGGUGGAUGCUAUAAGACGUACAGAAAGUACAUUCACUCCUGCCAAAGUGACCACUCCCAUUCCGAGCGUUUUCACUCCUCAAAAUUUGACAGACCCCAAAACUAAUUUCCCCUUCCCAGAUACCAAAGAUCCAACGUCAUCUGAACCUCCUUUAUCCAUCGAGCAAUUGAAUCGUCUACAAGCAAAGGUUCUUCGGGCCAAAUUGUCUGACGAUCCUAAAGCUGUAGAGCUAGAAGAAGAGUAUGAUAAGGAGCGGAGACGGUUCGAGAGAGGUGGUGGCGAUCAAGGUGGGGAGGGAAUGUGGACUGGAUCGAGUAAUGGAAUUCAGGGACAGAUGGGUCGGGUGGAUGAGAAUGGGACGAGGACGGAAGUUCAGGUGUUACCUACCCUGGAUGGUCGAGGAAGGUUGUAUGAUGUUGGUAUGGGCAAGGAAGAUGACGAAAAUGUUCGACCUGGUAAUAGGCGAAAGAAGCCGGAAAGAUUCGAAACCAGAGAUAAAGAAGGUAAUCUGUUAAGGUACAACGCGGACGAUGAUGAACUUUCUCUUGGAGAAUUAGUCCGACAAGAAAAGUUUGGUGCAGGUUCAAGGGAACAAAAAGAGUUUGACGCUCAGAUGGCUAUGAACAUUGCGCGAGAUGCCAAGUUUGAGAAUGAUUUGGAUUAUAUGGACGACAAUGCGGACAGGUUAGCGAGAAGAAAGAUGAAGUCUGAUGCUAUGAAACGACAGUUUGCUAUAAACGAUUACGCCCGUACUAAAAAAGCCUUGGACGAAUGUCCAUUUUGUUAUCAAGAAGAUCGUCAACCAUUAACAGCUGUCGUCGCACUUGGAACAAGAACGUAUUUAUGUUGCACGAUGACUGAAGAGUUAGUGGAAGGACAUUGUUUGAUAGUACCUCUACAACAUCAUCUUAGUAGUUUGGAAAUGGAUGAUGAUGAAUGGGAGGAAGUACGAAACUUUAUGAAAUGUCUGAUGCGUAUGCACGCAAAAGAAAAUAAAGGUGUAUUGUUCUACGAAACGAUAUUAAGUUUUCGACAACAGAGACAUACGUUUAUAGAAGCUGUACCAUUACCCUAUGAUCAAUUCCAAGAUGCUCCUGCUUAUUUCCGAGAAAGUAUACUCGCUUCUGAAUCCGAAUGGUCUCAACAUAAAAAACUCAUCGAUUUCUCUUCUCGUCCAGGAGGUUUCAGACGUUGUUUGGUAUCCAACAUACCGUACUUCAUGGUACAUUGGGAUUACAAAGGUGAAAAAGGUUAUGGACAUGUUAUUGAAGGUACGGAGGAAGGAGGUGUCGAAGAUGGUAUACCUGCUAAUGAAGGGGAUAGAGGUGGUACUAGUUUUCCACCUAUGAACGAAGAGGACGUUUAUUUCGCAAGUGAGAUCAUAGGAAAUUUACUAGAGUUGGAACCUCGUAAAUGGCGUAAUCCACGGAAAAUCGAUUUCGUAUUGAACAAACAACGUGCGAAAGAAUUAGGAACUUGGUUUCAACCAUAUAAUUGGACGACUCAACUUGAACAAACCACAUGA